CCUCUAGAACCCAGGGCCUGACCAGCAGCUCCUUGCUGGCUUUUCGCGCCCCUGGGUUGUUUCACUUCCCGAGUAGGCUCUCCGUGUACACGUGUCGUACCCACAGGUGGCACAUGGUGUGGAGUGGAUCGCCUACGGCACAUCGUGGACUUUCGUCGCGUUGUUUCUGUGCUGUUUGUGUGGAGUAAUGAACAAGCGAACACUGGAUGAGACAGCAUUGUGCGAUUCAAUUCUCCAGUUCGCCGACGGACAGGGUCUGCCAGUCGCGGGGAAUUCUCCCUAUGUUUCCGUCCCCGCCACGGGAGGCUCAGCUGAUGCAGCAGCUGGCGAGCUGGUCGAUCAGACACCAUUCAAAAUAGACAACUUCGGCGGGCCUGCUGAGCCAAACGCUGCCACCGCCUCUACGACAACUGCAAUUCAACAACACCUGCAGAAGGAGGGAUUGAUGCGGGCUUUCGUUGGCACCAAGCUUGGGGAAUUCAAUAUGCGGGGGGUUGAGGCUGGUAUGUCGUGGUGCCAUGUCGAAAAGAAGCCAGGGAAGGUUUUGAAUACGCAAGGCCGGCGGCAAAUGCGGGCGGAGCUCAGCGGCCCGUACGGCGAGAAAGGGUCGUCACUACGGAGGGGGAAAACAAGUGGACCCGGACGCCAGGUGGUGGGCGACGUUCGGAGUGGUGGCUUUGUUGAAAAGAACACAAAAUCGGGGGUGCCGGACAGCUCGUAACCGCCUGCCUCGAAAGAUCGGUGAGGGUAGCGUCAAUCUGGCGGCACGCGGAUUGCUACGACGCCCGCCCGCCACCGGAUCCGACUGUCCACUGGGAUGCCUUGUUUCUGCACCUCGGUGCUUGAUGUGGAAACCAGCUGUUACUUGUACCGUAUCGUGUGCGACCGUGCCGUGGGACACCUAGUGAAAGAAGGGUGGGCGGAGGUGUAAGCAAAUGUAAGCAGUCAUUAGACACAAGUGAAGGAACAAGGUAACACGAGUCUGGUAAGACGAGUCCUGCUGAAAUAUUGUCGAAUCCUUCCGUUGUAAAUAGAUUGAAUCGUGUCGGUAGGUUAUCAUUUGCCCGGGAAUAUCCCCGCCACGAGCAAGAGAGGAGAGAGAGAUAGGGAGGGAGGGAGGGAGGGAGGGAGAGAAAGGAAGAAGAAAUAUGCAAAUUUCAUCUUAAACAGGUAGCUGGUGCGCUGUGUGCGGCAGGCAUGCAAGGCAACAGACAAGCGGGAGGCAGAUACUUACGUUCAGGAUAGCGCUAGUAGCACCUCUCACGUAUAUCGGAAGAGAGGUUGUGUGUAUGAGCAUAACUGAAAGAGGGCGAACCGCGUGCCUACGUGUGACCGCAGCACAACCUGCAUCCCAUCAUCGCGUUCCCCUUGCCGUUGGAAAAAAAAUCGUGUGUGUUGCGUAAGGGAGAAGCAAGAGCGAAGAGUCGAGGCGACUAGCCAUAAACUUGACCCGAUUAGGAUUCAGGGACGGGGUUCGGCACUGAAUAUGUAGUGCUGUGAGCAGGGUGUGCGUUUUGGUCGUGCGUACGAUCGAAAAAUCGUACAACAAAAUAGAUCAAUAUCCCGGGUGUUUGAGAUAAAUUGCCCUGCUUUGCAGGGCUGCCUCCAAUCCGUGGUCCGCUUUCUUUUGAUCCUUUGAAAGGAUUGGAUUUCGUGCGUGACGGCGUUACAAAACGGGGAAAAAUAAAACUUAACGGGGAAAAUGGGAGCGAGGGUGUCUAUUUCUCUCUCUUGUUCAACUAAUUAAAUUAAUAAUAUUAGUUGUAUGUAUGCCUACGCCAGUCAGUAGUUUGCUAGCCUUUGUGCGCUGGUUAGCGCCUGUCUGUUGGUUGUGGAUGACAAAAAGGCAGGGCUGUCAUCGUUAAUUUCUCCGCGGUAAUUGUACCGCAGUAAAACCACGAUAAUUACGGUUUCAUGUAAUCCCGUGAAAAAUUAAAGUUUUUACCAUUCCCAUCCAAAUCCUUUCCGUUAUAAAUUGACUGUACCGUUAACUCCCAAACCGUGAACGAACAAAUUGAAGUGCCCCAUUACCGCACAAAAAAUGACGGCGGAAAAUCGGAACUCCCGUGCUUUCGAGUGACCACGGGGUAUGUUACCGUUGGAGCAACACGAAAUCCCAUUUAUGUAGCACCAGUGCUGCACGGCUGAAAAAAAAAAUGUAAGCGGCGGGACAAAAAAUAUCGGCUUACACAGAAGAGCAGCGCGACCGGCGUACAUCCACCCAUGACUAAAGGUUUACAGCAGUAGACUAUUCCAAUAGCUAUCUAGGGAACCAAGAUUUGCCGAAUUCCGUCCACUCUGUAGGCUUCAAACUUGCCGGCGCAACCCGCAGCCCGUGCCCGAAAAAAAUGUGCCGAUGUUAUCUACACGGCGCAACCACGCUGCUGCGCGCCCACCAAAGACACCAAGCGCGAGAACGCGCCCACCACAGCAUCAAUCGCCACAAAAAAAUGAUGGAAGACGGACUGAGCGCCAGAUAAUAGAUUGCAUCAAAAUUCAACUUGAUUGGUGCAGAGGAUCGAGAGGUAGGCACGAAUGAAGUUGAAGACUUGCGUUCGCAUACAGGCACCGUGCUUAUGCCCUGAGACAUUGCCGGCAACACCGAGCACUGAUUAUGUUAGCUACUGAUCUUGUGCUUGUAGAGCACUUAGAAUUGUGCUGCAAUACCAACCAUAGGUGGAGUACUCUGGAAUGGUGUCAGCUAGGUUUGAAAUGAAAUUGCUGUUGGUGGUGCCCCUCUGUUGUUGCACCGCACACACACGCUUGUGCCUGUUGGAGUCGGGACCCUCACCUAGCAGUGCACAACUCUCCUGAUUCCCGAAGAAAAAAAUGCAAGAAUGGUCGAAUAGCGACAGCAUAGCACGGCACCUACAGUAGUAACAAUGAGUUUGGCCGCUGAUAACGUCGUGCUAUGGGGAGUCGCAUGCAGGAACGGCCGGCAUAUAUAUGUAAACAUUGAAGUAGUCUACUUAUCUCGAUGUACAUGAGGACGCCCUGAGCAUUGGUUGUGGCGAAAACGCCGAUAAUACUUAACACACGAUCACCGUACACAGAACCGGGCCAACGCACCCAGCACCCCAAUAAUAGGUAUCCGGCAGUCUGCCGGAAAAACGCGGAGAACAAAAUGCCAUGCCAAUAAACAACGGACACCCGGCUUGGCCGAAGAACACCCCCCCCCCCCCGGUCCUCCACCUCCCUGCGCAACUACGUGCGCAACUAGGAACGAACGAAAAUUCGCCGCGGGCGGAAACUCGCGCCCUAGCCGGCUUUUCAGUAUUAUUAGGCUGAAGUUCGUCCGUCUGAUAUCUCGUACCCCGGGGUCGUCGUAUGUCGUGGAUGGAUGCAUCCAACGGAAGUGAAGCACGGACGGACCUGUUCAACCAUCAACAAGGUGGCGGAACAGGACCUGUAGUAGUUCCGCACAGAAACACCACACACAGCAGUUAGUUAGGUUGCAUUGUUUGUUGAACGAUUGAAUACUUCCACCGUUUCUCUGUGGGUGAGGAAGGCGGCACUUGCUUGUUGCCUGUCGUGUUGAUGACAUGUUAAUACUUGGCGCAUGAUGAACUUUACUAGUAGACUACCGAACUACCGUCGUGGCCAGCUACCGCCCAAAUUACUGUAUUACCGUGGUUUCGGGAAAUGAUUCCGACAUGAAGAACCGUUAACAACGAGGACAGCCCUGCAAAAAGGGGUGUGUCCAGAAAUUUUACCUGCACUAUAGCGGGCACCUUCACUUUUAAUGAACAGAAUACGUGAAUAGCAGGUUCGGCACUAUUGAGGCUUUGAGUAUACCUCAAUUGAGGAGAUGUUUGAUUUCAUGGUGUGGCGCUCAUGCUUUGCGGGGCUAACAGACUUCGAAAUGGAUCGAAUAACAGCAGUAGUGCUGGGCCCUGUUCUAGCGUAGGCGUGGGCAGACUGUCCCGCGACGCGUGUGGUUCCCCCCUGCCGCACACACAGAAAUGUAGAAAAAUUACUUGCAAGUUGCACCGUUAGACUAAUUGAUUUCUCUGCUCAGCACACUCGUUCUGUACUUCACACCGUCAACUGCAUGUCGCACGAACCAAUCCUUUAAGUCCUCGGUGCCCCCGUUCGAUGUUGCAAGAAAAAAAUAAUAAUACAUGAAUAACACGCAAGGAAGCGCAUCCUAGAAGAAAACAAACAACCACUACUGCUAUCGCCGUACACCCCGCCCUCACUACGUCGCGAAAAAUUCUCUCGUGUCUGCCUGGCGCAUCCAUCAACUUGAGAAUCUCAAGCUUCGUGUUGUUGUCCGGCCGCGCACGAGAACUAGAACCCCUUCUUACUCCCCCCCUUCGUUUUCUUCGGGCAUUUAGACGGUCCCGCCCCAGCACCCUCAGCUGGUGUCGCUUUGCGCUUGCCAGCCUUGCUGCAGAUGCGGUGCUUUUUGUUGUCCUCAAAUAUGCUACCUCAAUUGCGGUGGAGCCGCCCGCCACACCCUUCCUUGCAGACGUGGCCAUGAGGGACUUGCGGCGUUCCGUCUUCUUGUCGAUGGCUCAGUUCACCGUCCGCACAAGGUCUGCUGUCAGCUGGAGACGAUACUUUUUCGCGCUCUUCACUUGAGUUACAACGGUCAGCGUACCACCACGCCUUAUCAGCGCCUUAUCAGGGCGUCCCUUCUGUCCGUCAGUGCCUCAAGGCGAAGCGUGAAGGUCAUGGGACGUGCAGGACAUCCACCACUAACUUUCUUGUUUGUCUGCCCUUGGGGCUGCUCU
Molecule: messenger RNA, 4736 nt
Organism: Ectocarpus sp. CCAP 1310/34
Lineage: Eukaryota; Phaeophyceae; Ectocarpales; Ectocarpaceae
Source: the annotation of a GenBank genome assembly